This is a messenger RNA of Amoebophrya sp. A25, 2212 nucleotides long. The record is from the annotation of a GenBank genome assembly. NCBI's taxonomy places the organism in Eukaryota, Dinophyceae, Syndiniales, Amoebophryaceae.
UUUUUACGUUGCUGAUUUCACCAAUUACGAAAAGUGUAAGGCUGUGGUGUUGCAGGCCAAGCAAGAUAUCCUGAAAGGAUUACAGGGGGAGUCAGAUGUAGACGUGUCAAGUCUUGGGCUUGGUCGUUCAUCUUCGAAUUUGAUGUAUUCCUCGACGACGACCAUGCCCUCAUCAAGAACUACUUCUUCUCCGACUUGGGUGCCAGGCGAGUUUACCUCCGGUGUUGUAAAUGGCAGCAGUCUCUCCAACGUUGCAGCAAACCACACGCGUUGCAGUGGUGAUGAACAUCAUAUUGCAAGUGCAGGAGCUCACAGUCAGGGUCAUCAAAUGUUACAACAAGAUCAGCAUGAAGAACAAACGGCUACGCAUACGCUGUGUGCAUUGGAUCACAAUGGGGAAGACACGGGGACGCAUACGCAAUUGGGUCACAAUGGGUUGGAUUUCUUUGACAUAGUGACUUGUCAGAUGGCUUUGCAUUACGCGUUUGGGAGUCAUAGCGACGCGUCCAACUUCUGUCGCUUAGUGCGGGACUGCGCGAGGCCCGAGGGUUCGCUUUUCAUCGGAACUACCCUAGACAGCCAUAGACUGCACGAGAAGAUGACGCUUAGUCAAGAACAUCAGAAGGGUGGAGGCCACUCUGAUGCUGCGACGGUACAGAUGGGACAGCACCACCUUAGCGGAGGAGGUAUCAAAGGAGCAGGAAAGAAGGGAUGCAAGGGUAAUAGUAAAGGUCAACAAGAACAUCAGAGCAUGUCGCAUACUAGCAAGAAGUUUCCCAGUUCUUCUAAGAAAGAGGAUGAUAUGAUGCUGAUGAUGCAGUCGAUGAGUGCUGCAUUUGAUACUCCUUCAACAUCUUCCUCUUAUUCGUCUUCCUGCUCGACAGCUGGCAAUCCUAAUCAUGUGAGGGGCGCAAACGAGUUUGUUCUCAGCGACUAUGUGCGGAUCAAAAUGUCCGAAAAGGAAUGGAGCAAAUGGGGAGAUUAUCGACGGAAUAAACACAAGAGCUCAUCCUGCAGCAGCAACACGAUGCCUCAAGGUGGCAACCGGAAGAACACUCGUACUAUAGUUGACGACAGCGCGUUCGGCUUGACGUACACUUUCCACUUAAACGGUGCGAUUGAGGAUUGUCCCGAGUACAUCGUGGAUUUGGAGGUUCUCCGUAGGAUGCUACAGGGAGAUGGACUGCUGUUGCCGCCGACUCCGAAACCCAAAUUGCUGAAUAGAAGAGGCGAAACGAGAGCUGAAAGUGCGUUCCUAGACGCACUUUGUGGAGAAGCGAGUGAGGAAGAAACUACGUCUGCCUCUGGAAGUCCUCGUGAUGGCGGCGCAACCGGAAGUCCACACAACGAUAGAGACGAGAGGAGUCCGAGUUGGAGCCCUGACGAAAGUCGCCCUCUCGGGUCAUCUAGAAGAACUAUCGACGAAAAUCCAUUUCGUUACGUCCGCGGUGCGAAUGGAGCUUUAGUUCCUGCCCUUGGUCAUGUGUUACCACCAGGUGGAUCGUCUGGAGUAGCCUCGUCCUUACCUCUGCAGCCUGAAAAUUUCCCCAAGGUCGCUUCUUUUGGUGCCAACUGUAUCGAUUUUGGCCAGCAGCUUCUAGAGAUAGCAGAAGCAGAGUCAUCAAAACAAGUUCCGAUGGAUGAUCAUUCUGGAGAGCAACAGGAUUCUACUGCAUUAUCUUUGCAGAGGUUUCUCAGGGAAGAGGUCAUCUACUGCCCUAAUGAAGAAAAUUCGAUGGCCGUUGGGCGCGCAGUUGAACUGGGCGAAAGCAUAUUCAGGGUCUUGCGUACUAGUCGUAAAAAUUCGGGUACACCAGGUUCAGACUUCUUGUCACUAAAUGCUAAUAAAUCUUCACUAGGACCAGACCACGUGAGCAAGAAGCAUUUGAAUUUGAGACCUGCUAGUCGAGCAGUAAGUGAGCUCUACUGUGUUGUUGCUCAGGUGCUUUACGGUGGAUCGAAGAUUGCCGUUGGUGAAGGAGGUUGUAGAGGGAAACAUUAUUAAUUCUAAUGUCAUUGCCCUCACCCUCCCUGUUGCUCGCUACCCCGGACGUUUUUUUUAGGUGGACUUCGUACCCUUUUCCCCAUUCUUAACGACCACGACGUCAUCAACUUUUCUUUCAAAUUAUGAGGUCGGAGUACCAUGCGAGAAGGAGAACUAUAAAAGGACGACAGAACAAGAUGAAGAUAGGAUUCAACCUUUUGCUACAAC